AUGCUCAGUACUAUCUCAAGAACGGGCCUGGAUGGUCUUUCUAGAGUGAUCCGCUCCUCGCAUUCUACGGUCUUGGCGAUUCGGCAUGCAUCAUUGAAUUCAGCAAUUGGCGAAGGUAUUCGCAGAUCUCAGACCGCGGACAGAGAUAAUCGGCGCGGCAACGACACUCGUUUUCCUAAACGCGAACGAGAAUACGAGGGGAAAUACGGGGCGCGACAGUAUGAGAGAUCAGGCGAAUCUAAUUUCGCUGACCGUCAAACCAACGGAUCCCGACAGUAUGGGCAGCAAAAAUACGAGAGAUCAGACCAAACCAACUUCAAUGACCGUCGAACAGAUGGAGCACGACAGUAUGGAGAACAGAAGCCCGAGAGAUCGGGAUUUAACUCCGGUGUUCGUCGAAGCUAUGGCCAGGGUGAGCGAGAAUACGGAGCAAAAAAGCCCUGGACAUCGGACGGUGUAGGUCGUAAAGACUAUGACCGCCGACAAUCGCCAUGGAAUGAGAAGUCUCAAUCACCACGAGAAAGCCGAAAAGAAGAAAAGUUUGAGUUCGACGAGGAUGAGUUCAUUCGUUCUGGUGAUUUCCGAGGACUACCCCGUGAACAUCAAUCUCGAUUCCAAUCACGAUUCCAAUCGCGAACACAAGACAGUCCAUUCGCACAAUCGGGACGAGAAAGACCUUGGAUGGAUGAACCACGGGAGAAAGAGCCAGUAAGACCUAGGGCUCACCGAGUCACGCGCAGCAUGCCAGAGCGGGUGAAAGAGAACGUCAAAGUGCCCGAUACAAUCCCCUACACCACACCAGCAUCUGAGUUCAUUUACGGCACCAGUGCGGUAGAGGCGGCGCUGCGCUGCAGUCGGCGUCAACUAUACAAGCUCUAUAUCUAUCAGAGCACGGAGGAAGAGCUAAGUGCAGCAAAGGUCACAAUCCGCAAACUAGCAUUGUCAAAGAACAUUGCAGUAAAAAUGGCAUUUGCAGGGUGGGAUCGACUCAUGGACAAGAUGAGUGCUGGACGCCCUCACAAUGGGUGCAUUUUGGAGGCAUCUCCUCUACCAAAAUUACCAGUGCGUGGCCUCCUGGCUGUUCCAUCUAUCUCCGAGGAAUAUUUCCGGACGGAGCUUGCACCACAAACCCGGGAGGAAGCUGCAGUAAAUGGCACGGAUGAUCGUAUCCAGAUCCAUCAUCCUUCUCCGUCCCCGCAUGAGGCCGAACAACGCCAUAGAUACCCAAUUGUCUUGCUAUUGGAUGGAGUGGUUGAUACCGGUAAUAUGGGCGCUAUCAUCCGCUCAUCAUAUUUCCUCGGUGUCGAUGCAAUCGUUCUGGCUGGUCGCAACUCCGCACCAAUGUCUCCUAUCACAAUCAAAUGUUCUGCGGGUGCAGCAGAAAACAUGCCUAUUCUUCAUGUGACAAAUGAAGUUGAUUUUAUUCAGCGAUCCCAGCAAAACGGGUGGCGAUUCUAUGCUGCAGAUGCACCACUUCCUGGCUCUGUGCACAUGGAUCAUAUCUCGGCCGAUGGUGAUCAAAGCGGGGCCAAACUGCCCUCCACUACUGGGCCUAGUGUCAUAAUGAUGGGCAGUGAGGCUACUGGAUUGAGCUCGCAUAUCAAGUCACAUGCAGAUGCGAUCAUCAGUAUUCCCGGCGCCCGGCAAAGUUCUAUUCUCGGCGUUGAAUCGGAUCCUGCCCGCAUCGACAGUCUGAAUGUGAGUGUCGCCGCCGCGCUAUUGAUGGAGAAGUUCUUGCGAACCCCCAUGACUGUCGGUGAGAUCGCCAAGAAGGAAAAGAAGGAGAAAACGUGGUGA
Messenger RNA from Penicillium roqueforti, 1797 nucleotides. Its product is annotated as RNA methyltransferase, TrmH family. Gene Ontology annotation, cellular component: mitochondrion. The record is from RefSeq and is a predicted model, not a curated record. The coding region runs from base 1 to 1797 and encodes 598 amino acids. Gene Ontology annotation, biological process: rRNA methylation. The transcript has a single exon. Gene Ontology annotation, molecular function: RNA binding; RNA methyltransferase activity. Lineage: Eukaryota; Fungi; Ascomycota; Eurotiomycetes; Eurotiales; Aspergillaceae.